AUGUCGGCCGCUUCAUCCAAAGAGGACGGCACCACUCGGGUUGUGGAUAUUGAUGCCACACCCGAGGCAAGGCGCGCCACCGAGGCUGAGCAUCAGAUGAGCUUCUGGCAGAGUGUGCAAACUUAUCCGAAAGCUGUCGGCUGGUCUAUUCUGUUCUCGACCGCGCUGGUGAUGGAAGGGUACGACAAUGCCCUGAUCGCCAGUCUGUUUGCAUAUGACCCAUUCCAGCGCGCAUUUGGGGAGCGACAGCCAGACGGAAGCUACCAGGUAACCGCUGCGUGGCAGUCGGGUCUUACCAACGGCGCCCUUGUUGGUGAGGUGCUCGGCUUGUUCGCUACCGGUAUCGUCGUUGAAAAAUUCGGAUAUCGCAAGAGUCUUAUUGGGGCUUUGUUGGCCUGUGUGGCUUUUAUCUUCAUUAUCUUCUUCGCUAAGUCUCUACCUGUUCUCUUGGUCGGCGAGAUCCUCAUCGGCAUUCCUUGGGGUCUAUUCCAGACAGUGACAACCACUUAUGCCUCUGAGGUGUGCCCUGUGGUACUCCGACCAUACCUGACAACCUACGUGAAUCUGUGCUGGGUGAUGGGACAACUGAUUGCUUCAGGUGUUCUCAAAGCGAUGUUAACUCGCGCCGACGAAUGGGGCUACAAGAUUCCAUUUGCCCUGCAAUGGAUGUGGCCCAUUCCUAUUGCGAUUGGUGUUGCCCUUGCGCCCGAAUCCCCGUGGUGGCUGGUCCGCAAAGACCGUCCAGAAGAUGCACGACAUGCUUUGCAACGCCUCACAGUUCCCGGCAGGGACCCCAACUUCAACGCAGACGAGACCAUUGCCAUGAUCCGCAGUACCAACGAGCUCGAGAAGCGCAUGACAAGUGGAUCAUCCUACCUUGACUGCUUCCGUGGCGUCGAAAGACGUCGCACGGAAAUUGUCUGCUUGACUUGGGCAACUCAAUCGCUAUCCGGAAGUGCGCUCAUGGGCUACUCCACAUAUUUCUAUGAGCAGGCUGGUAUGGCAACAAACAAUGCAUUCACCAUGUCCAUGGCACUGUAUGCCCUCGGCGCGAUUGGCACUAUCAGCUCUUGGCCGAUGAUGAGCAGGUAUGGUCGUCGAACACUGUAUGUCGGUGGCCUGUGCUGCAUGAUGAUUUUGCUACUCAUCAUUGGCUUCCUGGGUAUCAUUUCCAAGACGAGUGUGCCCGCUCAAUGGGCUGUUGGGUCCCUACUCCUCAUUUACACCUUCUUCUACGAUGCCACCGUUGGACCUAUCUGUUAUUCAUUGGUCUCAGAGUUGAGCUCAACACGCCUGCGCACAAAGACGAUCGUCCUUGCUCGCAAUCUGUACAACAUUUGCGGCCUCAUCACCAAUAUCAUCACGCCACGCAUGCUUAACCCAUCCGCGUGGGAUUGGGGCGCAAAGGCAGGUUUCUUCUGGGCCGGCAUGUGCUUCCUGUGUCUUCUCUGGGCUUUCUUCCGCCUGCCAGAGCCCAAGGGACGUACAUAUGCUGAACUUGAUCUGUUGUUUGAGCAACGUGUUUCAGCGCGCAAGUUCAGCUCCACCCAUGUGGAUCCAUUUGCAAAUGAACGUGAGAGUCCACUCGUCACGAAGAUGGAGAAACCGUUCACUGAGGUUGUGGAGCAUAUCUAG
This is a messenger RNA of Penicillium subrubescens, 1635 nucleotides long. RefSeq names its product General alpha-glucoside permease. Gene Ontology annotation, biological process: transmembrane transport; carbohydrate transport. Gene Ontology annotation, cellular component: membrane. Gene Ontology annotation, molecular function: carbohydrate:proton symporter activity. The transcript has 2 exons. NCBI's taxonomy places the organism in Eukaryota, Fungi, Ascomycota, Eurotiomycetes, Eurotiales, Aspergillaceae. Bases 1 to 1635 code for a protein of 544 amino acids. The record is from RefSeq and is a predicted model, not a curated record.